CACACGUUACCGUUGUAAUGGUAGUGUAGCGCUAUGGCGAUGCUGCGCAAGCACACCAUUUUGGCAUUUGCUUCAUCAUGGUGUACAACGCCCAUGAUACUGCGCGGUCUUCUUCCGUUAUUCUGCACACGGAAUUGCCGGACGACAACGACCUGGACGGCAAGCGCGACAGCAACUCGUUCUUGUACGAGCAACUUGUGGCUCGGAAGCGGUUGAUCAUGGCCGCGGCCGGGUUGCUCGUGGUCGGUGUGUCGAUUGCAGUCAUCGCGUCGACUACAUCUUCGUCGGACGAAGCCAGCCUGACGUCUGGGGUCGCUCAAACGGUUGCCACGACGACGACGACCGUUGCCCCGGCCAAUGCAGCAGCAGCUGCACCAACCUACGACGGCGAAACGUCCGUCGGGUCGAACGGCGUCGACGACUCUGUCCUCACUGGUACAUAGCUCGAUUCAACGACGCACAGUUGCAUUGUUAAUGUAUGCUGUAGAGGUCCUGCCAUUGCCCUCCAACUUUACGUUUGUGAAUUCGACAAACACCACGGCGGCGGAUUGCGCUAUCGUGCACACUCCCGAGCCCACUUUCACGACCAAGUUCGACAACACUACCGUCGCCCACUCGAUUGAAUCUGCGACAGUGUCGACCACCACGGACCCCCCCACCACAGACCCCCCCACCACGACCACAUCAACCCCCCCACCUACAUCUGCCCCCACUCCCCCUCCCACGGAUCCUCCGACCGCUGCUCCGACCCCCCCCCCCACCACGUCGCCGCCAGCCCCACAUUACCCGUACCAAGACACAAACUUCGACUGGCUAAACAUUGAGGAAUGGCAAGGGGACAACGAUUGCUCCCCGUCCUUUGCAUCGGGGGGGUUCCAACACUCCAAGAUCGAAGUAUCAACGUUUGGCAAGCCAUUUAACCAGUCGCCCGUGCUGCGCACCAAGCGCGGAUGGUCUGGCGAGAAGAUUUUGUUUGUCGAGUGGGUCACAUACCCUGGCUCGGACACCAACAUCUGGCUGCUCCCGACGUCGCUGUCCCGUCAAUUUGGCGACUCGCGGUGGCCCAAUUGCGGCGAGUACGACAUCUACGAGAUGUUCAACGGAGACGCCGCCAUCGGGCACAAAGGCACCAAGAACUUAUUUUACGGCAGCGGCCUCGAUACGUUUGGCCAAAGCACGACACACAUUGCAUCCAAGGACUGCUAUGCGCCCUUCUUCGUCAAGCAGCCAUCGGUAGGGUCGCAGGCCGCGCAAUGGCCUGUGCGAUACCACAACAAGAUAUCGAUGGCGGUGAUAUUUGGUCGCGACGGCAACGGCCUCUUCAUCCAGCAGAUCCUAGACCCGACUAUCGUGGAUGGCGCCGACGGCACUGCCGACAUCCAAGGCGGGACCCCCGCCGACAAGAUGUACAACAAUGCCAACACGUACUGGGGCGUCAAGCCUGAAGGCAACUGCGCGGCUGGCCACGACCCCAACAGCGGGUAUCCGUUUUUCGGCGAAUUCCGCCUAGUGUUUCAAGAACAGUUCCAUGGCAAGUUUGAUAUUACCAACAUUCGGGUGUUGGUAAAAUAAUAUAACAGAAUAAUACGAAGCACGUUAUAACAACCAGAGAGAG
This is a messenger RNA of Aphanomyces astaci, 1615 nucleotides long. RefSeq lists its product as hypothetical. Lineage: Eukaryota; Oomycota; Saprolegniomycetes; Saprolegniales; Verrucalvaceae. The transcript is spliced from 2 exons. Bases 358 to 1572 code for a protein of 404 amino acids. The record is from RefSeq and is a predicted model, not a curated record.